AUGACCAAACAGCUGUAUGAUGUCCCUCACAUCACUGACGAGUCCUGGGCUAGAAUGAGGAAACAGCUGUAUGAUGUCCCUAACAUCACUGACGAGUCCUGGGCUAGAAUGAGGAAACAGAUGUAUGAUGUCCCUCACAUCACUGACGAGACCUGGAUUAGAAUGACGACACAGCUGUAUGAUGUCCCUCACAUCACUGACGAGUCCUGGGCUAGAAUGAGGAAACAGCUGUAUGAUGUCCCUAACAUCACUGACGAGUCCUGGGCUAGAAUGAGGAAACAGAUGUAUGAUGUCCCUCACAUCACUGACGAGACCUGGAUUAGAAUGACGACACAGCUGUAUGAUGUCCCUCACAUCACUGACGAGUCCUGGGCUAGAAUGAGGAAACAGCUGUAUGAUGUCCCUAACAUCACUGACGAGUCCUGGGCUAGAAUGAGGAAACAGAUGUAUGAUGUCCCUCACAUCACUGACGAGACCUGGAUUAGAAUGACGACACAGCUGUAUGAUGUCCCUCACAUCACUGACGAGACCUGGAUUAGAAUGACCAAACAGCUGUAUGAUGUCCCUCACAUCACUGACGAGUCCUGGGCUAGAAUGAGGAAACAGCUGUAUGAUGUCCCUCACAUCACUGACGAGUCCUGGGCUAGAAUGAGGAAACAGCUGUAUGAUGUCCCUCACAUCACUGACGAGUCCUGGGCUAGAAUGAGGAAACAGCUGUAUGAUGUCCCUCACAUCACUGACGAGUCCUGGGCUAGAAUGAGGAAACAGCUGUAUGAUGCAGUUUAA
Messenger RNA from Pecten maximus, 786 nucleotides. RefSeq lists its product as uncharacterized. The record is from RefSeq and is a predicted model, not a curated record. The coding region runs from base 1 to 786 and encodes 261 amino acids. Gene Ontology annotation, biological process: cell migration; cell surface receptor protein tyrosine kinase signaling pathway. The transcript has a single exon. NCBI's taxonomy places the organism in Eukaryota, Metazoa, Mollusca, Bivalvia, Pectinida, Pectinidae. Gene Ontology annotation, cellular component: cytoplasm; plasma membrane.